Molecule: messenger RNA, 1370 nt
Organism: Medicago truncatula (barrel medic)
Lineage: Eukaryota; Viridiplantae; Streptophyta; Magnoliopsida; Fabales; Fabaceae
Product: PI-PLC X-box domain-containing protein DDB_G0293730
Exons: 1
Coding region: 227-1180 (317 amino acids)
Biological process (GO): lipid metabolic process
Molecular function (GO): phosphoric diester hydrolase activity
Source: RefSeq, a predicted model, not a curated record
CAUCCAACUACCAUCUCCACAUUGUAAAGGAUAUCUGAGUAAUAGAGGGUCCUUCACCUCCCAAUCUUCAAUAUAAUCCAAAAAAAUGUUUGAUUGCCAUAAUUUAUAACGAAAUAUUUAAUAUAAAGUAACGAAUUAUUAUUUAUGUUGAACAGCAAAGUCCAGCUACAACAACUAUAACAAGAAAAGGCAAAAAAAGAAAGAAGAAGAAGAAGAAACAGUGAAGAUGGGCUCUCAUGUAUCAAAACAAGUUGAAAGAAGAAAGACAAUCCACACCGAAAAGAAAACUCUAACCGAACUUAAAACCUCAGGAGAAGACUACCCUGGUUCUGAAUAUCAUCCAUCAGAUAGAAAAAACUGGAUGAAUGGUCUCAACCCAGAGAAAGUUCAUAUCAAUCAAAUUGUAUGGCCAGGAACACAUGAUUCUGCUACCAACAAGAUUGGUUUCCCACUCAUCACUCGACCUUUUGCUCAAUGCCAAUCUUUGUCUAUCUAUCGACAGCUCGCUUUAGGCACACGUGUUAUUGACAUUCGUGUCCAAGAAGACCGACGUGUGUGUCACGGAAUUCUUGUUACUUACAGCAUGGAUGUUGUUAUUGAAGAUGUCAAAAAGUUUUUGUCGGAAACACAGUCUGAGAUUAUAAUUCUUGAGGUUAGAACAGAAUUUGGUCAUGAUGAUCCACCUGAAUUUGAUAAGUAUCUGGAAGAACAAUUAGGUGAGUUUUUGAUUCAUCAAGAUGAUCAUGUUUUUGGAAAAACCAUUUCGGAGUUGUUACCUAAGAGGGUUAUAUGCGUUUGGAAGCCGAGUAAAUCGCCACAGCCUAAAGCAGGGAGUUCUCUGUGGAGUGCAGGGUUUUUGAAGGAUAACUGGAUUAAUACAGAUCUUCCAUCAACCAAGUUUGAUGGGAAUUUAAAGCAUUUGAGUGAGCAACCACCGGUUGCGUCCAGGAAAUAUUUUUAUAGGGUGGAGAAUACGGUUACUCCAGUGGCGGAUAACCCUGUUUUGUGUGUGAAACCUGUAACGAGACGCAUUCAUGGAUAUGCUAGGCUCUUUAUUGCUCAGUGCUUUGCUAAGGGAUAUGCGGAUAGGAUUCAGGUCUUUUCCACCGAUUUUAUUGAUGAGGAUUUUGUUGAUGCAUGUGUUGGACUCACUCAUGCAAGGGUUGAAGGAAAAGCCUGAAUUAUGCUCUAUGUUUGUUUCCAUUCCACUUGUUUAUUGUUUGUUCCUUGAUUUGAUUUGGUCUGUUAUUGUAUAUUUUUUAUUUGUUGGUUUGUAAAUGUGUAUUAUGGACUUGAUUGUAAAUUCCAAACUAUACCAUGUUCUGUUCUGUUGGUUAUACAUGCUUUAUUCUUCCUCCUAUUGCCUCAAA